AUGCUCAGAUCAAAAUCCUAUACCAAAAUAAAAGACAAUAGAAUCAGUGAAAGGCUAGCUAAGGUGAAGCAAGAAGUGGAGAAUCUUCAUUGUGCAAAAGACGGAACCCCACCAACACCUGCCUUAUACCACAUCGUCAAAACCAACAAGGUCUUGACCGAGUACCAGGUCUACCCUAAAGGAGAUGCUUCCAUUGGGAUAACUUUACCAACAAGUUUAAUCAAGAAUCUGAGCCAAGAGAGUAAAACUCAUCUCUACAAGCUCUGUCAAGAAUCCAACCUCCACUGUAGCCUGACUAUGCUUCUCGACUACGGUGAGGAGGAACAAAGUGUCUAUGUUGACUCUAAAAACUCAAUAUUUGGAGGCAGUAGGAUCUACCACUCCCCUGAUUUUGUCAAGGAACCUGAACACACUAAGAAAUUAUACGAUUUUGAAUAUGAGAAAAAGAAUGACCACAUGAACUCCUCAACUUCCAAUAAUUUCUUGUUCAAGACGAAGAACUUGCGUACAAAGGAUGAGGAGAAUAAGAGAAACCCUAUAUAUUACAGUAAAGUCAAGGGAUUUAAGGAUAAUAUUCGCUGUCCGGUUAUUCCAAGAGCACUUGAGGAAAUUUCAAACCUCUCUACGUACACAGGUGUAUUCUCAAUAGACUUUGUCCCAGCUGAGGACUUUGAAUGUGCUCAGGCGAGUAUAUACCGCUCUCUUCCUAAUGAUUACUACCAGGUAGGCACAAGGCAGUGGUAUGACUCUGCGUUAAAAGAGGCUUAUGAUGAGUACAAAAUGUUUAUUUAUACUCCUACGUCUUAUCAAAUUCCUAAAGUUAUCACAGUUGAAGAGCCCAAGAGAUUUGACACCAUGAUGAACUCCACUCAUAGAUCCAUUAUGAACUUGACUUACCAAAAAUCAACACCAAAUCUGCUUAAAAAUGGGCCGAAACAAGGCGACAUGAGCAUGAAGAAUCUUCAAGGAACUCAGGAUUAUUUCUUACAAGAGUUGAAUCCUCAAGAGAAGAUCAUUAUUGAACCUACUAAGAGAACCUCUGAAGAGGCUUCUCAGAAGAAUCUGAAUGAUUUCACAAGCACUGAUUUAAUCUAUGACCAAAUAUUAAUCCAUAAAUCUCAGAAGAAGCAUAAAGAAGAGGAUAUGAGCAAGAAGAUAGAGGAGAUGCUCCCUAAUGGUAGCCCUGAGUUUAGAGAAUUUAUAUAUAACUUGUUGAUCUCAGAGAAAACUGAGCUCGAAAAUCUUGUAAUUCCAAAUAAUCUAGACAUUUUUAAUGAAGACAAUAAUUCUAAUGAAAAGUCUUUAGAUAAAGACUUUGUAGAUAAAUUAUCAGGCAUUUUAAAUAAGAAAUACAAUGAAGAAGAAAUUUUGACUCUGUUAAAACAACUUUUCACAAUUUCUAGACAGGACCAAAGAAGAGCCUCAAUGCCUACGGUUUCUCCAAUUGAGUCUUCUCGAAGUGACCAGUCUCAGGAAGACGCAUCCAAACUAUCUGAGCCCCCAAUCAACUUUGAAAAGCGAAAAAAGAGUACUCCUAAGAGCAAAGUUCAUCGGUACUUAGGUACUUCCCAGCAGGAGAUAAUCGUGGAACAAAAAGAAGAAGACAGCUCUAACAACGGAGAAAUAGAUGCAGAUAUUUCAAUGGUGACCAACAAGCUUGACCCUAGCUAUGAAAAGAAGAUUGCUCCUGAGUUCAAGCCUACAAUUAUUGACAUCAUGAAGCCAGAAGAUGGAGCUGUUAGCUACAAAGAAGCCAGAAGACGACCCAUGGUCUACUCUUCAUAUGCUCCUUCUGAAGGAAACAUAAAUUAUGAGUCCCUCAUGGGAGCAGACGAAGUCUUGCAAGUCAAUUUCAAGAAAUUUACAGAGGAUAAACAGGUAGAAGAGCUCAAGAAGAGAUAUGAACUUAAGCAUCAUAAGUUUGUGAAGCAGUGGGUGAGUAAGAUGCGAAGAGAUCUCCUUCCGAUCACUCAUGGGACAGCUGUUCAUCAGCCUAGCAAGGAAGACAGCAAGAUUUUUAAGAAAAAGAUUAGUAGAAUCCAUUCUACUAAUAAUAAGUACUCUAUUAGGACUAUUAAAGAUGAUAUCACCUUGACUAGACCAUCAAGAGAGACUAAUCUCAGGAGAUCAAGGAAUGGGUCGAAUAUGGCUAAGAGAGCAUAUACACUCAUGGAUACUGGUAAAAUGCUGAUUUCUCAGGACAAGCCUCGCUCGAUUAUCCGAACUCCUAUGAAAUCGAAUGAGAAUAGUGCUCAGAUUAGAGAAAGCACACCAUCAGCUUGGUCCCAAAAAGGAAGAGAAGGGGUUAUCUCUCCAAAAUCUACUAGUACAUUUAAGGAGGUCAGGUUUGGAAAAGAGCCUGAUUUUAUUAACAAAUAUCAGCCUAAAGGUGCAUACUACAAAAGAAAUCCAGGCUCAUUGUCCUCUAGAUCUAAGCCAUUGAAUAAAAUCAAACCUAAAAAGCAAAAGGCAACCAAGCCCAAAAUUCCGAAGAAAUACAUGAAAUACCUUGAUAAGCUUGGUGGCCAAGAGUUCAGACAAGAUAGAAGAGAUACUCAACCUAAGAUAUGGGAUCCUCCGUUGAUCACAGCUCUUUCUGAGCUACCUGUGAAGCCAGAUAAGAAGUUCUACGAGAAACAUAUUGUUGAGAAGAACAGAUCCAGAUUCCCUAAGAUCACUUCUAGAAGUUCCAGGUCCAAACCCCAAAAGUCCGCAUCUUCUUGCAAGGAUCUGUUCUAAUAGCUCGUCAAAUUAAGAAGCACUGUUGUGUAGCUGAA
Moneuplotes crassus is the source of this 2777-nucleotide messenger RNA. NCBI's taxonomy places the organism in Eukaryota, Ciliophora, Spirotrichea, Euplotida, Euplotidae. The record is from the annotation of a GenBank genome assembly.